Suillus plorans is the source of this 255-nucleotide messenger RNA. RefSeq lists its product as uncharacterized. The record is from RefSeq and is a predicted model, not a curated record. The transcript has a single exon. Lineage: Eukaryota; Fungi; Basidiomycota; Agaricomycetes; Boletales; Suillaceae. The annotation marks the transcript as partial.
AUGGCAAAUGGCGUCGAAGUACCGUCACAUGGAGUCUGGACAGGAACAUUCCAGUGGAACAGGGCGAAAGUCCGAACAUCAUUUGAAGUCUUUGAUAGCGGUGGUCUCUGGAACUUACUGAUUGGAAAACCCCUUCUAGAACAACUACAAGCUAUGCACGACUACGCAAACGACACCAUCAUCAUUCCAGCCCUACCAAAACCGUAUAUAAUUCAUAACAUAGCUAAUUCAUCCGCAGCACCCAAAUCUAGAUUG